This is a messenger RNA of Sinocyclocheilus grahami, 1049 nucleotides long. Its product is annotated as guanine nucleotide-binding protein G(I)/G(S)/G(O) subunit gamma-12-like. The record is from RefSeq and is a predicted model, not a curated record. NCBI's taxonomy places the organism in Eukaryota, Metazoa, Chordata, Actinopteri, Cypriniformes, Cyprinidae. Gene Ontology annotation, biological process: G protein-coupled receptor signaling pathway. Gene Ontology annotation, cellular component: heterotrimeric G-protein complex. Gene Ontology annotation, molecular function: G-protein beta-subunit binding. The coding region runs from base 12 to 242 and encodes 76 amino acids. The transcript has 2 exons.
UUUGCAGUUAUAUGGUUUCAAAAAUGUCCUCUAAAAUGGUGGGCUCAAACAACCUGGCACAUGCUAGGAGGAUGGUACAGCAACUUAGAGUCGAGGCCAGUAUUGAGAGGAUAAAGGUAUCCAAGGCCUCUGCUGACCUCAUGCGUUACUGUGGAGAAAACGCCAAAUACGACCCCCUGCUCAUGGGCAUUCCUGCCUCAGAAAACCCCUUCAAGGACAAAAAGCCCUGCAUUAUAUUGUAGUGUAACAAGCACUAAUCUUAUUUAAUUACUUCUACUCAACUUUGCCUUAAGUCCAACUCUAGCUCCUUAGUAUAACUUUGUGCCAUGUCUUAACUGUAUUUAGCUCUUACAGUAUUUAUUACUGUAAAUAAACUCCAAUCAGUACUAAUUAAUUGCCAUUUUGGUAAUGAUUAGCAUCGCAUCUCAUCUUUACCAGCAUCACUUGUCUACUGUUUGGUUGUUUGGGCCAAACUGAAGUCAUUCCGGGAAAUUAUCCAAUAAAUCAAGCUGUUUAGAAGUUUUAAAACAGUCUUAAGUUCCUUUUUCCACUGAAUGAUGCCUUAGUUACACUUUGUGCUUGAAAUAGGGACGUAGCACAUCACAUUAUGAAAUGUUUGCAAUUACAUUACCUGAUUAAAUCUCACUUAACGUUUUGUUUAGAUUUAAAGUGCCUUUUCCUUCUGAUUUAAAUAUAUCUUUCCUGUGUCAAGCACAUUUGUAAAACAAAGACCACUGUUGUUUGAUCUUUUCUAUGAAUUGAAUGGAUUUUUCCCAAAAAAUGGCAGUCGUGAGACAUUCAUGGUCCAAGCAUCCAUAUAUUGAUGCUGCAACGUCGGUUUUAUUUUGGAGACUUUAGAGAAGUUAUGCAGUAUUUGAGGUUCACAACCAAAUUCCUGUGACCUCAGUAUCUCUGUGAAGAAAGAAGUUUCCUUUUGUUCUUUCUGGUGUUUUUUUUUCUGUUCUAAUUUCUGUAUUUUCGCAAGCCUUCAUAACGUGUACUGUACCUUGAAAGAAAGAUUUUAUUAAAAUUGUGAAACAAUAAAACUA